Messenger RNA from Plutella xylostella (diamondback moth), 1723 nucleotides. Its product is annotated as dynein intermediate chain 1. Lineage: Eukaryota; Metazoa; Arthropoda; Insecta; Lepidoptera; Plutellidae. Gene Ontology annotation, biological process: intraciliary transport. The record is from RefSeq and is a predicted model, not a curated record. Gene Ontology annotation, cellular component: cytoplasmic dynein complex; ciliary plasm. Gene Ontology annotation, molecular function: dynein light chain binding; dynein heavy chain binding.
CAAAACUCCGAAUAAUGCCCCCUCAAGGCAGCUUGUUUCAAAAACAUCAACGAAGUUGCCAUGGAAACUGUUUGUUAGAGACCAAAACAAAGUGAGUGAAAUAAAAUUAUUCAAAGAAAAACUUUAAGAAACUGAUAAAUGGCGCAUUUAAGCGGAUAUGAUAGUGAAGCAGUUGGUUUUAACUCCAUCACACAGAAGAAAAACACCGACACUCACAGUUCCACACAAACCACCGAGUACUCUGAAACUACAGUCGAUUCACAAACUCACACGAGCCGCGAUUACGGGUGCAACGUUAGCUCACAAGACUUAAAAAUCGACGUCGAAGCAACAGAAUACCCACCUCCAGGCCUAAACGAAUUCCUUCGCAGAGUAGUGCCAGCUGUUAUGGAGCAGCUGGACCAGACUGCCAUAGACUCACUAUAUGACUCCUCAGAUUCCGAGGAAGAGGACUUUUUAUGCGCCAAACUAUUUCAGGAGAUACAGGUCAAGGAAAAUGCGCCGUCUUUGGGCGCCGGGGACCAUCAGCCUUCGUCUAUUUUGAGCGUCUCUUGGAGCAGUGCCGGAAACUCUGUGGCGGUAUCCUUAGGACAAUCACAGCACGAAAACUGGUGCGAGCACGACGGUUUGAUCAGGAUUUACACAGCCAGACGCAUCGAAGGCGAUAAAUUCGUCCACAACAUGGAUAUUACGGAGAAAAAUUGCAUCACAGUCCUGAAAUACCAUCCAGCAGUAGCUGCGUUGCUGGCCUACGGAACCACUUCGGGGGAAGUGGUUCUGUGCAAUCUGAGGAAUGUUACAGCGGGCGUGGAGCACGGAAUGCAGCUGACUUCGCCGUCAGGGACUCACAGCUCCAACAGGGUUACAGCGCUGCAAUGGGCCGACGCUACACUGACUAAUACUUUUCUGCUAAUGCAGGUGAUGAACACCGGGAAACGCCGUGGGGCAGCGGAUCAGGUCCUCAUAUCAGCCGGCUGCGACGGAACAGUCAACGUUUGGCAAGUGAACGUGAAUCUUCAAGUUUUCCAAAACAUACUUUGUUUCAAAAUUAACGGCGCACGCAAGAUGGCGGCACCGGAAAUCAGCUGUUUCGAUUUUAUCAAGAACUAUCCGCUUCGGCCGUCAGAACAGAAGAGUCCAGAGGAUAUUUUCGUUGUGGGAACCACAUCUGGACAGCUGUAUUUGUGUAACUCGAAGAAGUAUCAGAGUAUCGUGGACAGUGCGAUGGUAGACCCGGUUUACGAGGUUUUGGAGGGACAUUCCACGUGCGUUCUGGAUGUUGCGUUUAGUUUACAGAAGGCGGGAAUAUUUGUGUCUAUUUCAAUGGAUUCCGAGUUACGUGUUUAUGAUGUACAGCAGUCAGCACCCCUAAAGGUGCUCUGCAUGGAAGAUGCUAUUACCAGCAUGUGCUGGGUCCCCAACAACCCUUGUCUGCUAGCCGUCGGACUGGCUAAUGUGGAAAAGACGCGUCAGCUGAUCAAGAUCUACAAUGUGUCAAGUGGGAAGGCCGUCAAUAUGGAAGGUCUUAACGGCGGGAAUAGUGAAGGUGGAACUGUCACUUCGGUAGCUGUCAGCCAAAGCGGAGCGUGUCGCAUAGCAGCAGGAGACGCCGAUAGUACUCUUCGUAUUUGGGACGUGCCACUGCGACGGCUUAAACUGACAUCAGAAGCUUUGGAGUUUUAAAUUAAGUCAUUUUACUACUUUGAUCCUUAAACUUUAACCC